CGUCACGCCCCUUUGGCAGCCAGGACAGGAAAAGCAGGGGGAGUGGAGGGGGAAGCCGGGUGAGCUUUAAAUACCAGCCAGAUGGGGCUGGCAAUUGUAGGCUGCCCUGGCAGGAGACGCCUAAAGAGCUGCAGAGAACAGCGAGGACACAACUGUGACCCUUCUUCUCUGAUUUUUAAAAAAAUGGGCUCAGCUAAGAUGUGUGGACUCCUGACAGCCAGCUUCCUCCUCCUCACUCUGCUGGGUUACACGGAAGCCUGCUCCUGUGCUCCCAGACACCCCCAGACUGCAUACUGCACGGCUGAUAUUGUGAUCAAGGGAAAAUUUAUGAGUGUCUCCAAGAAACCUCUCAACAUCUCCAUGGGAGAACCUAUGUGGACCUUGGUCUACGAGUUCAAAACCAACAAGAUUUACAAGGCCCCCAAAGGGAUGCAAGAUGUUCGCUUCCUCCACACCCCUGCCAUGGAAAGUCUCUGUGGAUAUGAACACAAGGCCCCUAUGAAUGGAGAAGACUAUGUAGUUGCAGGGAUGCUGGAAGGUGACGAUGUGAUGAUUACAUCCUGCUCCUUUAUCCAGCCGUGGGCUCAGCUGUCUCCUGCACAGAGGCGAGGCCUGAGUCUGACGUACAGGAAAGGCUGCAACUGCACGAUCAUGCCCUGUACCUCGGUGCCCUUUGAAAUCUCCUCCAACUCUCAGUGCCUGUGGACAGAUGGGUUAGAGUCUCGGGUAUGGGAUGGCCCGCAAGCCAAACGCAUGGCUUGCCUGCCUCGGCUUAACACUACUGAUGCCUGCUCCUGGAAAGUUCUCGUCACCCAAGGGCCCGGGAACCUUCGACGCAGCCUCCUGAAGCAGUGACAACCCCAAGGACGCUAAUGGGGUUAGAGUACUCCCGAUGUAUAUGGCUCACCUACCCUGCUUUCUGGGUCCUUAUUUUUAAAUAAAUCACUUCCAGGUCA
Messenger RNA from Sphaerodactylus townsendi, 956 nucleotides. RefSeq names its product TIMP metallopeptidase inhibitor 1 (gene TIMP1). NCBI's taxonomy places the organism in Eukaryota, Metazoa, Chordata, Lepidosauria, Squamata, Sphaerodactylidae. The transcript has 6 exons. The record is from RefSeq and is a predicted model, not a curated record. Gene Ontology annotation, molecular function: metalloendopeptidase inhibitor activity; protease binding. Gene Ontology annotation, cellular component: extracellular matrix. Bases 82 to 855 code for a protein of 257 amino acids. Gene Ontology annotation, biological process: negative regulation of endopeptidase activity; negative regulation of membrane protein ectodomain proteolysis.